AUGGAGCGAUUCUCCACCCUGCCAGCCGAGUUGCGCCAGCUGAUCUGGGAGUUUGCCGUUCCAGGGCGAGUCGUUGAGAUUGGAGAACCUUGCGACCCAGAUAUCUUACCAGAGGAAGACCUCAGACAAGCAUGGAUCCUCAACAGGAAGUAUCCAGUCAUUGCUCAUGUCUGUUGGGAAUCUCGCCAGAUUGCUUUAGCCAAAUUCAAGCUCCCCACAGGUGCUUCUGUUGUGCCGGGUUGCAUGACAGACGCUCGGUGGUGGUGGAAGUCUACCGACAUUAUUCACUUCAAUGCCCCUGAGAUUAUCACAGAUGCACAAAGACACAGACUGGAGGAUGACCUGCUCGACUUGAUCAAAGUUCCAAUUCUAUGCAAAAAGGUUUCUAUCAGCGCGGACGUCGUCCACCCUUUUUGCGGUUUCGUCACAUGCAUUAUCUCCCUGCACACCGUCUGUAUCCGGGCUACCAACGAGCAAGCUCGGGAGUUGGGCCUCUUUGGCAACGGUGACGAGCCAACACAGUUGAUCGAUCCGUUUGACACGACAGCCAUCGAGCGAUUCAGAAUACUCUGGAUGAACACAAGACAAGAGGUAUCUUCAGUCAAGUUCUUCAGCACAAUAGAAACCGGAAGGUUCUCUUUUCGAGUCGACAGGUGGCUCGCGGAGAUGUCAGCGGACUACAUCGAUUUCAAAUGGACCAAUCCACCGUUCCCAACACCAGGACCGCAGGCUAUAACUGAAGGACUUCGUCGGUACCCAUUGCAAAGACACGACCCCAGCACCAGACAAUACCUCGUUGAUAUGCCCACUCUGGAAUUGAGGAUCAUGUUUCGACUCUGCCCACCUGCAGUGGUCGAUUCGGUGAUUACGUAA
Messenger RNA from Penicillium verrucosum, 873 nucleotides. RefSeq names its product 2EXR domain-containing protein. The transcript is spliced from 2 exons. The record is from RefSeq and is a predicted model, not a curated record. Lineage: Eukaryota; Fungi; Ascomycota; Eurotiomycetes; Eurotiales; Aspergillaceae. Bases 1 to 873 code for a protein of 290 amino acids.